Mercenaria mercenaria is the source of this 15454-nucleotide messenger RNA. Its product is annotated as FYVE and coiled-coil domain-containing protein 1-like. The coding region runs from base 91 to 7989 and encodes 2632 amino acids. Lineage: Eukaryota; Metazoa; Mollusca; Bivalvia; Venerida; Veneridae. Gene Ontology annotation, molecular function: metal ion binding. The transcript has 23 exons. The record is from RefSeq and is a predicted model, not a curated record. Gene Ontology annotation, cellular component: autophagosome; lysosome; late endosome. Gene Ontology annotation, biological process: positive regulation of autophagosome maturation; plus-end-directed vesicle transport along microtubule.
CUAAAUUUAGCCAAUCAAGCAAAUCGUGUCAACAAACUUUGCCCAGGAUUUUGGACACAUGGAUACAAAGAUGGCUGACUACAGUUAACAAUGUCUUUUUCUGCUUUCGAGAGGUUUAAGAGUAGAGUUGGGACUCAGAAUGGAGACAGCAGCCAGACCGAAGCUCCAGGUUCUCCAUUGCGAUCAAGCUCCAGUAGUUCAUCAGGACUUGCUGUGGCUGCGCAACCUUCCAAAAUACUACAAGAUGUUCUAGACUGUAUACAGAGUCUGAAGUCAAAUUUUGAUGAAGAUGGUUCUCCAGUUGAUGAUAACAACCAAACAUUACACAGGUUCUGUGCUAAACUAGAAUUUCUGCUGCAAACUGACAUGAAAGACAAGAAGUCAAUCACUGGUAGGAGGAAGGAUUACUGGGAGUAUUUUUGUGAGUGUCUCGCCCCACUGAAAGGGGUCAAUGAUGGCAUUAAAUAUGUCAAAACAACUGGUGAUUGCAAAACAUCAUUAGGUAAAGGUCGUUCAUUCUUGCGUUUCUGUCUGAUGCAUCAUCGAUUAGCUGACAGCUUGCAAGCAUGUUGUACAAAUGGCAAAGCCACAAGUGGUUGGUACCAUCCCAAGUCUAUCUGGCUGCAGCAUGACAAAAGUAGCAUGAUUAUCAGUGCACUCUAUGACCUUAAUGAUAUCAUGUUUGACCUUGCGCCUAGAGGUUACGACCUUGACAAUUCUUGGCCAUCUUUUGCAAGGAAGGGUAUGGAAGGACAACAUACCUGGUCACUGUCGGAGAGAGCUAGAACCAUGAGUAUAUCCAGUCUUAACAGUAUUAAUCAAGACACACCUGUAAAGGGGCAGUUCUCCUCCACACCUGUUGACACAUCUGGUAUGGACCAGCUGGCACAGGAAUUAGCUAUUUCGGAAAAUGUACGCUCAGAUCUCGAGGAUAAAAUGGAAGCGCUAGAGCAACAAAAACACAUAUUUCAGCAGACGGUCGCUGAGUCAAAAGGGGAGGUAAACAUGCUGGAAAACCAGUUACGAGAGUUGCAGGCAGAACAUAAGGAAUUACAAGCCACUUACAGAGAACUAGAAAAAAAGUAUGAUAAACUGUGUGUGGAGACGGAAUUCAAAGACAGAGAUGGUAAGACACAGGAGUCUGCUUUCGAAACAAAAAUCACAGAAUUGAGAACAGAAAAUGAGAGACUUCUCGAGAAGAUUACCCAGAUUGAAGAGGAUCUGGAACUGUCUCAAGAGAAUCUGCAGAUUACUUCAGCGGAACGUGACAACAUGCAGAAGGCUGUGGAAGAAUUGAAAGGGAAGGUAACGGAACUUGAAAAACAGAUGAAACAGGAGAAAGUUGAGAUAGAAAGAAGGACAUGUGAAGUACAAGCAGAGAAAGUUGAGUUGUUGCAGAAAUUGAAGGCAGUUGAGGAGAGCGAAGUCUCUGGACAAAGAAGCUUGAGUGAGGUACAAACAGAGUUGAAGGAGCAGUCAACGUUGGUGGUCAGUUUAGAGAAGAAAGUGUCUGCUCUGACCACUGGGUAUCAGUGGCUUAAGAAACUGAAGGAAGGCAGCUCAUUUACAGAGAUCCCUGACCUCGACGCUACAUCAUCUCUUACUUUGAAAGAUGUCUCAUACUUUGUCACAGGCCUGCAAGACAAAAUUGACACAGUUUCUAAUGAAAAGCAAACUUUAAAUGAGCAGUAUCAAAGCUUGACAGCUAAAAAUUCAGAACUGCAGCAAGAUGCUUCAAUAAGUAAAGAAAAGAUCUUAAAUCUGGAACAUUCCUUUGCUAAGUUAAGUGAAAAUGAGGAGAAUUUGAAAAAGAAAAUUGCAGACUUGCAGGGAGUAACUGAAAAUGAUAGUGACAAUCUGAAACAAGCAAAAGAAGAAAUUAUUACAAAAGAAAAAGAAAUAUUAGAACUGAGAGCCUCUUUGACUUCCCUUGAGCAAGAGAAAGGUCAUAUUUCUAAAGAGUUGGACUUAAAAGAUCAAGAUUUGCUUCUUCUGAAGAAAGAUAUAGAGAAGUGUAAAGAAGAGCUAAACAGAGCAAAUGAAAUGACAGGAGUUGCAGUUAAAAAUGCACAAGAAAGUUUAGAAAAGGUCAAACCAUUGGAACAAGAUAUUAAAGAGAAGGAUACGAGAAUUGAAAAACUUCUACAAAAGGAAAAAGAAUGGGAACUAACCAUAAGAAGUAUGGAAAAACAAGAUGAAUUACAAACUGCAAGAUUCAGUGACAAAGAAAAAGAGAUAGAGAGCCUGGGAAUUGAAGUUAAGAAACAGGUUGAGCAUAAUGAGUCAUUAAAACAUAAAUUUGAUGACUUAAGAUCAGAGAAAGAUUUACUUUCAAUGGAAUUAAAGUCAUGUAAUGAGAAAUUAAAUGAUUAUGAAAGACAAAAAGACAAAUUAGAAGAGAAAAUUAAUGAAGAGAAGCAAAAAUAUGAAAUACUGAAUAGCGAAACUGAAAGACUGAAAUCCGAAGCCUAUCACAAACAAGCCGAACUUGGAAAUGAAAAAGAUACUUUAAUUAGAGAAUUGGAAUCUUACAAGAACUUGAAUGUCAUUCAUGAAAGAGAGGAGAUAACGUUAAAAGAAAAGCUAGAAAAUCUUGAGUCUACAAUAACAAAAUUGCAUGAAAAUGAGAAUAAAUUAGCUUCAAAACUUGAAAAUGUAGAGAAAGAGCUAAAUUCUAAAUCAUUGGCCCUUGUAUCUUCAGAAAAAGAUAAUGAUGUAAAAGAUAAAGAAAAUAGUCAGUUAGAAAGUGAAAACAAAGAACUUAAGUCUGAAAUUAAGUCAUUACAAGAUCAGUUUUAUGAAAAACAAAGUGAGGUCAUGAUGUUGCAAGAAAAAAACCAAAGAGGCCAAGAGGAAAUUGAGAGAACAAAACAGUUUUAUGAAACAGCAGCAAAAACAGAAUCUGAAUGGUCUGAUAGAUUGAAAACACUUGAAAAUAAUUUAACUGCAAAAGAUGAUAGGAUAACGGAUCUUACUGAGGUUGAGAAGUCAUUAACAGUGGAAAACAGUAAAUUAUGUAGAGACAAAAUGGAAUUAGAACAAAGUCUUGACAAAGUGCAAAGUGAUAUGGAAUACCUAAAGAAAGGGUUUAAAGGGAAGGAGAAGGAAGUAGAAGAAUUAAGAGUUUUAAUGGGAGAUAUGAAGGUAGAAAAUGAAAGCUUGAAGAGAAAUAUUCAGAAUAUUUCUGAAAAACUUGAAGAGAAAACAUUGGAAAUAAGUAAUUUACAACAAGAAAUUGAAAAUGGAUUUUCUGAAAAGGGUAAUUUGGAACUAUCAUUGAAAGAAUUAAAUUUGAAGGAAUCGAACACAAGUAAGGAAAAUAGGCAGUUGGAACAAAAAAUAUUUGAUAUAGAGCAAAAAAGGACAGGAUUAUCAAAUGUUAUAGAACAAAUGCAGAAGGAUUUUGAUGAAGCUGUUAAAGAAAAAGAUAGUUUAGAAGAGAAAGUUAAUAUGCUAGAAGAGGAAUCAAAAAUAAAUAAAAAGCAGAUUGAAGAACUCCGGUUAGAGCUAGAUCAGAUUCAGAAACAAAAGGAGGAGAUACUAUUGAAAAGUUCUGAAAAAGAUGAACAGUUGAAACUGGAAAAAGAACAAUAUCAAAAGCUUCAGCUAGAUUUUGAUGUAUUAUCUAAAGAUAAAUAUGAGCUGGAAGAAAAUGUUGAUUCUUUAGAAAGGGAAAUUCAAGAUGACACUAAAGAAUUAGAUGAACAGAGAAUUACUAUUGGCAAUUUAGAAAAAGAGAAAAAGGACCUUUCAGGGCAAAUAGUACUGUUGGAAGAAAGUGAUAUGAAUAAGAAAAAUGAAAUAGAUUCACUAAGGAGCAAACAAAGUGAAUUAGAAAGUGACAACAAAUUGUUGGAAGAAAAGGUUAGUGCAGAAUCAAAGGAGAAAAUUGAAUUGCAAGAUAAAGAAAAGUUGUUGCAAAAUGAAUUGAAUGCUUUACAAACACAAAUCAAAGCCAAGGAUAAUGAAAUGAGUGAAAUGGUGAAAAACAUUGAAGGAAAGAAUGCCUCACUUGACACAUUAGAAGCUGAGAAAGUAGAAAUUGAAAGAAAUUUUCAGAAAAUUUCAGAUGAUGUUUUAGUUUUACAGGAAAAGGAAUCGAACAAUGUUGAUGCCAUUAAAAAGCUAGAAGAACAUAUUCAGAAAAGUGAGCUAGAAAAGGAAAGCAUUCAGGGUAAUUUGUCUUUGAAAUGUGUGGAAAUGAAUGAGCUUCAAGCCAGGUUUGAUGAUUUUCAGUCGGAAAAUGCCUGUCUGGUCCAAGAGUAUGAUCUGUUACAACAAACGUUCAAUGAUCUCAAAGAAACAGAAGAAGUUGUCAGAUCAAAAUUAACUGAAAUGACAGCUUGUAGAGAUGAGUUGCUCUCGAAAUUUGAGCAAGUCAACGAACAGCUGAAAGCAUCUGAAAAAAGGCUUCAAGAAAUAGUGGAAGAUAAAGACUCACUUGUAAUUGAAAAGGAAACUUUAGCAGAAGAAUUGACCACCUUUAGAAGUCGAUGUUCUGAUAAUGAAGCAAAACUGUCUGAUUUGGAAAAUCAGUUAACUGAAAUGGUAUCAGUAAAAGAUCAGUUACAAGUGCAGUUAGAAGAUAGUUCUGAUGAAGUUGAAAAGAAAAAAUCCGAAACAGAGUCUUUACAUGAGAGAAUAAAAGAAAUGAACAUAGAAAUCACAAGCUUACAAGAAGAGCACAAAGUUACUGUGGCAAAAAUAAAUGAUUUAGAUGAAAACUGUAAAAUGAGUGAAGAAAAACAGAAAAUACAUGAAACAGAACUUGAAAGCAAAUGUUCUGAAAUUAGUAAUUUGAAAGAAACUAUACUUUCUAAUGAAAAUACAAUUGAGGAAUUGAAAGACAGCAUAUUCACAUUAGAAGAGCAUGAAGCAAAAUUGAAGAAGGAACUUGCAGAUGCUAAAGAGUUACUUUCUGAAUCUGAAGUGAAGUUGAAUGAAAAAUCUGAAAAUAUAUGCGAGUUUGAACAGAAGUAUAAAGACCUGAAAGACACUGUUAAAGAACUUGAAGCUGAUAAACAACAGCUGGUGUUAGAUUUGAAAAGCCAACAACAAGAGAAAGAUAGUUUACAAAAUAAGUCAUCAUGUGAUUCAGAUAUGAUUGCAGAACUUAGAAAAGAGAUAAAUGAAAUAAAGCAACAGGGGAAUAAUGAUACUUCAAAACUUGAGAAUGAAAUAGACAAAUUGAAAGAAAUAGGAUCAAGUCUUUCUGAAGCAAAGGAACUAGCAGUUGAAGAGGCAAAGAGCCUAUCAAGAAAAAUUGAGAGUCUUGAAAUGAGCGAAUGUGACCUGAAACAGUCUGAAGAAAAACUUAAGAAAGAAAUUCAAGAACUAAAACAUGUAAAAGAAUCUAAUGAAUCAAAAUGUUCAGAGUUUGAAAAAGAAAUACAAGAACUUAAUGUAAAGAUUACACAAAUAGAAAAAGACAGAGAAACAUGUGAAACUGACUUGAGACAAGCCACAACAGAACUUGAAACGAAGAAAAAUGAACUAGUGAAAAACUUAGAAGAUGCAGUGACAGAUUUACAGGUCAUCAAAGAACAGUUGAAUAAUACAUCAUCAGAAUUGGAAAGGUCACAUGAGGAGAAGUUGUGUCUUGAGAAAAGUCUUCAUGAAAGUGAUGCAAAGAAUGAGGAGUUGGAACAGAAAGUUGAGUGUUUGAAUGACCAGUUACAGUCAGUUAUGGAUGAUUUAGGACAACAGUUAAAGGAAAGAGAAGCAAAGAUUGAAGAGUUAGAGACCAUUAAAGAUUCACUUGAGUCAGAAACUGAUGCAGCGUUACUGAACUUGCAACAAGAGAAAGCAGAAAUUGAGCAGAAACUGCAGCAGGCUUCAGAUGAAGUGGAACUGCUGAAAAGAAAUAUUGAAGAAAAGGAAGAAUUUUUGAAAAGCUCACAGACCACACUAGAAACAACCAGUGAAAAAAUGGAAAAUAUUAAAAUUGAAAAGGAAUCACUUAUUACUGAAUUAAGUCAAUUAAAAGACCAGUUAAAAGAAAAAGAUGCUCUAAUUGACAACAAGACUGCGAUUAUAGAUCAAUGCAGUGCCGAAAAACUUAGUUUGACAGAACAGCUUGAGAGUUUUGAAAUAUCAAAGGAUGAAAACGAGAAAAAAGUAUCUGAACUGAAAGAAAAUGUAAAUGAACUGACCAUUAAAGUGCAAGAGUUAAGUAAAGAAAAUGACUUGUUGAAAGAAGAGCAACAAAGACAGCUUGAAACAGAAGCUAGUUACAUGACCCAGUUAAAAGAACUUUCUGAUAAAAACAAGCAAUUUGAGGAGCAGUGUUCUAUGCUUCAGGAGGAAAACGAAAACAUCAAAUCAAAUGCAGAUCAGGAGGGUGAAAAUCUGAAAAAAAUGGAAGAGAUGUUUAAAGAAAAGGAGAGUAAAUUGGAAAAUUUGGAGAGAGAAAAUGAAAAGAAGGCUCAUGACAGUGAGGCAGAAGUAGAUUCACUGAGACAAGAAAUAGCAGCCCUGGAGUUUCAGCUUAGUUCUAACCAGUUAGAAGCUGAACAGAGUCAAAAGUCUGGGUCAGAAGAGAAGGAAUUUAAUGAAAUGAAGGAAAAGUUGAUGGAACAGGAAACAAUUAUAGAUCAAUUACAGUGUGAAAUGGUUGAGUUACGUGAAGUGGCACAGAAAUACAGAGAGCAGGAACUUAAAAUUGAAGGUCUCCAUGCUGAAAUCAACAACAAAGAUGUGGAAAACUCUACUCUGGCUGAACAGUUGGACAAUCUACAGAGUCAGUUGAGGCAAGAAAUGGACUCCUCCUUAACUGUUAAGAGCACCUAUAAUGAUCAAAAAGAGAAAACAGAAGAACUGUUACAGCAGAAAGAUGAGGAGAUCAACCAACUCAAAGAGGAUGUUAAUGAAUUGAAGAAGAAACUGGUCAAACUUAUCAAGGAUAAAGAUGCGUUGUGGCAGAAGACUGACAAAUUAUCAUUCCAGCAGAAGUUACAGGCCACAGAGAAAUGGAUGGAUGAUGGUAAAGUUACGCAUUGUCUUGGAUGUAAUGCAGAAUUUUCAUUCACUUUAAGAAAGCACCACUGUAGAUUAUGCGGAAGAAUUUUCUGUCACACCUGUAGUAGUAACUGGGUACACACAGCUUCAAGCAGCAAGAAGACUCGUGCUUGUACCGGAUGUUUUAUACGUUUCAAUGAGGCCCUGCAAGGGGAUAACAACCAGGAAACCAAUAGUGAUAUAGAACAGAGUGUGGAGAUUCCUAAACGACAAGUACUUGGUACACCUUUACCUAGCUCUGCCAGUAUACAGUCAUCAGUAGUGUCAUCUGAUGAUGAAGAAUCUCUGUUAGAGUCUGGUACAUCAGAAAAUGUGAGUCGUAAGCUUGUAUAUGAUGAUGUCACCACAGAAAAUGAUGUCAACUCCCAGGCAGGAUCACAGUUAGGGGCCACAGGUGGGAACGAGACAGAUGAGGAUAAAUUGAAGGACAGCGCUGUUAGUAGCAGAAGCCGUAAUAUUUUAAGUGAUGAGCGGGGAGAUAAUGGGGAGGACAAAUUCCACGUUAUCAGCGAUGAAGAGAUUCAGAGGUCAAUAUCUGUAUCACUGAGUGGGGAUCAGGCAAGCCCAGCCCCACUGGAUCCUAAUAUGUCAAGUAGCAUGUGUAUAUCACUAGAAGAACUGAUACGAGGUGAAGUUAACAGCCAGAAUGAGGUAUGGAUCAAGGCCGGACGAUUAUUUUCUGUUCCUGUUAUGAUAGACAAACCUAACACAGUGUUUGGUUGGAAAUUUACCUCAUAUCCAAAGGAUGUUGUGUUCAGUGCCACAUAUCGGGUUAGUCAGUCAGUUGCAUUUAACGAAGGCCAGACGUUGGUGCCUCCUUGCAAAUGUGACUCCCACAAACAAGUUGUAAAAGGGGAGCUAACUGCUAAACAACCUGGAAUAUACACACUACUUUUUGACAAUACAUACUCAAAACUAACAGCAAAGAGGAUUAAUUACUCGCUGUUGUCAGAUCCACCUCAAACCGACUGAUUUCAGCAGUCAACAGAUUUCAGCAGAAGACAGACUGAUAUCACCAUAUAUAAGCAAUCACCAUUUUAGCAGUAAUUAGAAUGUUACCUGCCAAAGAUAAAAUAAUAUCAGCUGUAAACAAAUGAUAUCAAAAGUAAGCAGAUGAUAUCAGUGGUAAACAAAAAUUACCUAAUCUGCAAUAAGCAGAGCUUUUAUUUUAUUGAUAGAUCUCAUUGUUGGUUCAUGUUGAAUAGUUUUAUUUAUUUUUGACAGUUUAAGAUUCUUAGUGUUUUUCAAAACCAAUGAAAAUGUUCAGGAAAUUGGUAUAUAUUCUUUGCAAAAUUAAAACCAUGUAAAGGUUAGAGCCAAUGGAAACUGGAAGAUAAAUUUUUAUGAUCCUGCAUGGAAGCAUAGUAAUUUUUGCAAGAUUCAAAAUGUUUUAAAGCAUUAACAACAUAAACUAACUUGAAUUGUAAUUUUUAAGUAAAUCAUUAAUCUACAGGAUUGUUCUUUUCAUACAGACAUGUCACAGAAGUUUUUCAUUCAUCAUGAUUUGAAUUUCUGGCAAUGUAACUUGAGAAGGACCUGUAUAUAGAUAAUGCAUUUAGUAUCAACCUGGUCAGUUAUUACCCGUUUGAAAAUACUCAUUUACAUGACACUGCUUUAUGUUUUACCUGUUACUUUAAUUUUACUGUUUUUUAAUUUCUGCUAUAUCCAUAUUGAAAGCUUAUUCCAGUUAAAGUAGUUCUUCAAAUAUGGAUCAGAAGAUUUUCUGCAAGUUAGGAUUUGAGUUAACUCUGAUUCUCAAAGCGUCAUUAUAUUCUAUAAAAAUUCAGCUAGAUCAGGUCGGGUGCUUGAUCAUUAGCUAGUCUAAAAGACUGAUUUGAAAAAUUUGGGUUAAAUAUGAGGAAUUCACCAUUUUUGUAAUAUUUUCACGUAAAGAAAAUUUUCUACAAGGUAAGAAUUUAAUAGAACCUUUCAGAAUUGUAAAUUUACAUACAGUCAAAUUAAAAUGGAUAUGUGUCUUUGUUUAUUUUAGAGAUAAUUGCCAUUGAUUAUACAGAUCUGCAAAUUUCAGGAUGACUUUUGAUAUUUGGAAUUUUUUCACAUAAACAUUCUUUUUAUGAUAUUUUAUCUUAAGAAAAGACUGUUACAUUUUUGAUAUUAUUAAGGCAUGGUUUGUCAUUUACUUGCAGAAGGGUUUGCCUUUCUGUUUGUCAGAUCCAGGCUUUUUUCUGUAUAAAUGUGAUUACGUCAUGACUUCCGGUUUAUCAGAUGUGCAGGGCUACCAUAAGAUAGUAUACUAUUUUGUUAAGAAAAUUUCAAACUUUCUGUAAAGUAUGUCUUGCAAAAACUGCUCUCAUAUUAUGUUGUCGAAAUGCAGUUGAAUUUAGGUGACUUUGUUCUUUGUCAGGGCCAUAAUUGUAAGCUUGGACAGUAGGUCACAUUUGCCCGCCCUUACCAGAAACAAUGUGUGGAUGAGGCACCUGGAGUCUUCCUCCAUUAUCAAAAAAUAGAAAAGUUACACAUGACCUAAAAUUUUAUCGGUGUGACUGUAAACUCAAACAAAAGUAGUUUUAUCACUAGACAUGACACCUAUUGAAUGGAAUCAUUUCAAUUUUAAUGUCUUUUUUGUCUUGGAUAGAAAUUGUUACUAAACCUCAGCAAUGCACAAGCAUAGCAAGUACCAGUCCUGAAACUCAAGCUUAUGAUUGGUUGAUUCUGAGAUCAGACAGUGACUUGAAAUUGACCAAUGACAGUGCUGCAUUCAGAGACUGUUACCUGGGCAGAAAUUUUAGGAACAUAGAAUGGUUAUUUGACUCAAGUUUUGCAAGUUUUUGAGUCGGCUAAACGCUGUCAAGCGUUUGACGAGUCCUUGCUAUUGCACGAUUUCUCAUUCUUAAAUGGCCUCACAACACAGCGAAGUGAUGUAGUUCCAUUGGAUUGUCUCUAAUUUCAAAGAGUUCAUUGAUCGAAUGAAGUUCAUUUAUGUCAAUCCUAUUUGCUAUGACCAAUAUACGAUGUAAUCUGUCAUAUUUAUGACUUGUAAUUGUGCAAUACUCGGAUAAAGCCACGUAUUUUCUUCCGCGGUAACUCAUUAAGCAUAAACACGCAUAACGAUUCUGCGGGAUUUGGUAAUACAUUUGCGCAUAUGAUUAUGGUGACGAAUUUUAUGCCCUUUUGUCACAAAAUAGCAAAUAUGAUGUUCACAAAUUCAAAUAAAAACUGCGUAUUAACUUAUUAGCCAAAUUAUCCAUUUGUUACCAAGUCCGUUUCAAAAAGUAAUCUUUAAAAUCAUUGCGCAAAUAACAAAUUUAUUGUGCUGUGCAUUUUAUGAACUGCGCAGACUUACAAAGCUUGCGUAACAUCAAGCGAAAGACAAAAUAUAGUUCCAGAAUAUACUGCUAGUAUUUUAUUGGGUGGGUACCUCUGAAAGCAUUGGAAUGUCUCUUAUCAAAGAGUUUACCACAUCGAUGAAAUUAAAUUAUGACAGCUUCAUUUUAAAUGACCCGAAUAAGAUAUGUGCAGUACGUUAAUUCUUCCGCGAGACUUCGCGGAUGAAUCCCAACUACAUUCUGGACACUUCUCGGCGAGCACGCGUGAUCUGAUCUGUUUAUAACAAUGCUUCUACGACUUUGCGUGGGUUGAAUUUUGCAGUCAGUAAACGGAUAAAUUAUCGGAAGAAGAAGCUCUUACUGGUUUGUUUAGUUACUACUGAUAUUAAAAAUGAUAUUAAUUCUUAUUUUUCGAGAAAUAAACAAAUCGGCGAAACAUUAAAUUGUAUUUUCUUGUAGUUUUUGAAAUCGAAAGUAGAUCGUCUAUGUUUGGCUGCUUUGACGAAACGAAACAACUUUUUUAUGAAAAGAUUUAAAUAAGAGGUAAUUUAACCGUAAACUUCAAUGUCAGAUACUGCCAAUUGCUGCUAAAUGUCCGCUUAUUGUUGAAACUGGAGAUUUUGGCAGUAUAAAAGAAAGUGUAAUCAUAUCCGGAUAUAAUACUUUGGGUAAAUAUCGAGCUGUGUUAUGAAAUUUAAAUAUUAAAGUAACAGACAUGAUAGAUAUUAUUGUAACAGAAAUGAUUCUAGAAUUUAUUUUUAUAAUACAUACAUAGAAUCAAUAUCAGACUUAUAUUCUAGUGCUAAGGCAUGACCUGAAAGUAAAAAUAUGAAGUGACUGUCAUUCAUACUUUGAAUAUUGUAAUACUAAAAAGAAUCUAGGUAAUAUUUAGAAAUUGAAACAUAAAAUUUUCAGUUAGAAAUCGCACCAAAGGCUGUAUCAAGGGUUAGAAAUCGCACCAAAGGCUGUAUCAAGGGUCUACAUUUUUAAAAUUUCCUUGUGGUGAUUCCCCAAACCCUACUUGCAGGAGGGGGUAUCCUCCCACACCCUUCCCCCAUAUUGCCACUUUACAGUUUGAUACAUUUGCCUUUUUACCACCUGCCACAAUGCCCAUUUCAAAAUCUGACUGCAGUUCAAAGCGGGAAGGAACACCCCUCCCCACACCCACCCUGCUACCGACCACGUAAAAAUGGCUCAAACAUUUUUUCAGCCCAGUCUGGGCCUGUCUGUCUACAUGAAUCAAACAGAUAAUUGAAAGUACAUAGACUUGGGGACUACUGACAUGGUUUUGAAGGGGUUAACAGGUCUAAAAUAGAAUAAAUGAUGGUUUUAACUAAAAAAGAACUGCAUUUAUUAAUAUUGGUUAUCUUUUCCGAAAUUGGUAGCUAGUCCGAGUAACUUCUCUUAGUUUCGAAUGCGCAAUUUUCCUGUCAGUGUAAACAUUCAUGACACUAUAUAUUGACACUCAGCAACAUUUACAUAUCUUUAAACGCAAAAGUAAGUAUACUUUAAAUUCACAUCCCUUAUAAUAUGAUUGAACAAUACCUAGCGUGUGACACGGUUAUUGCCAGGCCCCUUAUCUGUAAAAUAUCUGAACGCUUCUUUCGUCCAUCCGUUACAAACUGUAUGUGGCAAUCCGCGCUAUAAAAUUUCAAUAUAUAAAUUUUCAUAUUCAAAUUUUAUCAUGUGCGAAUAUAUACCAGCCGAUAAUUGCCUGUUUUGGUAAUGCUGGAGGCAAAUGUUUACUGGAAAAAUAUUCAUAGUCAUGGGCAGUAUCUUAGUGUCACCUGUCAAAUUGUAGUUUGUACUUUCAACAUUUUUAUUUUUGCGAACCACUCUUCAAUUUUAGAGAAAUAUAUUGAGUUUAAAUACUUGUAUAAUGUCAAUCAAAGUUUUACUAGGCAUCGAUUGAAUGUCCAUUUCAUCUACUGUAACAAAAUCUCUGUUCAGUUGGGGAAAAAAACUAAAACCAAACUGAAACUGGUAGACUAUACUACCAGUACAUCAAUCAUUAGCCGACUCUCAGGCCCUUCAGGCCUUUGAUUUUUAUCGUCAGGAAGCAGAGAAAUACUUAAUUCUUUAUUUAGUUAGAUUCUUACUGAAUAUUCGAGUGCAAUAGUAGAUAUAGUUUAUUUAUUGUAUUAGUUUUAGUUUGUAGAACUUUAUAUAUCUUUUUAUUUAGUUUCUUUUUAGAGAUCAGUGGAAGCCAGCAAGUCUUCCUUUGUUAUUUCAUUUUAAGGAGUUAAAUGGAAUAACUUACUAGCAGAACACUAACGAAUUUAGAGGAUGUGUUUUCUACCAGUAUUCCUUGAUUAGUCAUGUGAGAUGAAUUCACAGAAAACAUGUUUUCCAAAGCAUUCUCCCUCCUCUGAUUAAUUUGGAGAAGUUGGCUGUUUCUUGCAGAGAAUGAGCUAUCACUGGUACAAGUUGCCAGGAACAUGGGUGGGUUUACAGGAUUCUGCUAGGCUGCAAUAUUCUUGAAAACAGAAUUAUAUAAAAUCCAUAUCAAACAAAAUUACAACUGUAUUUUAAAUGUAGGCAACCAUUGGUCUUCACUGUAUUUCACAAAUAUAUAGUUUCCAAUAUUUAGUUUAUUAUUAGUUUUACCAUGAUUUGUGUUUUAACCCUUAUUUUACCAUAUUUAGCUCAAUAUAUUAUUUUGUUAGAUUAUGUUUAAAUGUGUAUCGUAUAUAAGCUAUCAUAAUUAAUAGAUAAUUAUUCAUGUUAGAGACUCAAGAGGUAUUAGUGUUGUGAUAAGAUAAAUUUCUGAGGUAUAAAAUGGCAUACCUGGUGCAUUCCAUUAAUUAAUUAUUUAUUAGUUUUAUACCUAAUAAUGAUAAUGGUACUAUAUUUUUAACCUAUUACUAGUUAUUCAAUCAGUUAUAAAAUGUUACGUGUUAUUUUUUAAACAUCGCAGUGUUAAUACAAUAAUUGAGCCGCGCCAUGGGAAAACCAACAUAGUGGCUUUGCGACCAGCAUGGAUCCAGGCCAACGGUUUCUCUAUUUGCAAUAGGCAUUGAUAGCGAAUAGCAUGGAUCCUGACCAGACUGCGCAGAUGCGCAGGCUGGUCUGGAUCCAUGCUGGUCGCAAAGCCACUAUGUUGGUUUUCUCAUGGCGCAGCUUACAUUACUUUGUCAGUUACUAAUUUCAGCUUACAAUUGUUCAUGCACCAAAAACUUACUGGAAAGUAAAAUUUGGCAUUUUGAAAGGACCUUUUUUGAAACGUGAUCACACUGUCGUCAUGGUGAUCAAAUAUUUACCAAAAAAAGUAAAAUUAAGCCCUUAAGAUGUUUAAAGAUGUCAGGUAACAAACAUAAUUACUGUGACUGUAGGUAUGUAUAAAAAGUAUCGAGUACAAUGUAUACUAAAAAGGGAUCUCAUGAAGUUUGACAGCCAUAGACCAAAGCCUACUCCAGUUACAGAUUGGAAAGGAAUUGUUCCGACAUACUAAGCACCAACUGAAUGUAAGUCAUGAGCCAAGCAAUUUACCAUCUACUAGUACUUGCUUUUAAGAUUGGCGGGUCUCAAGAACAAAGACCUAGCAACCUAAUGUCUGAAAUUGAUUUCUGAUUACAAAUGAGAGAAUGCUACGGCUGACAGCAGUCAUACAAAUUAUUAGGAUUGCCUCUUGUUAUCAGAGUAUGUGAGUAGGUUUUAAGUCAAGAUGACAGUGUCUUUGUGACUCUAACAAAGUUGUUUGUGUUGGACGGUAGACAUCUGCUUGUUCUUAUGAUCUAUAGAUCAAGUUUAUAUCGGAUUUGCUUGGUUAGUAAUUUACACACCUAGAUGCCUCGUAUGAAAGUGUUUUAUACAUUUAGCUUUUUUUCCUUUAAAGUAGUUACUUUGUGCCAAAAGUAUAAAAAUCUUCCUGUUACUUGCUUGCUUUUUGCUAUGUGCAUCACACUUUAAAACAUACAAUGUAUACUUUACUAGACAUUUUAAGUGAAAGGAAAUAUUUUCAUGAAUUCUUGUAAAAGUAAUUUAUAGGAAACACCCAUGAAAAUAUUUAAAAUUGUAUAAAGAACAAUUUUUAGCUCGACUAUUCAUAGAAUAGUAGAGCUAUUGGACUCGCCCAUGCGUCGGCGUCCACCGUCCGGGUCGGCGUCCGCGUCCCGAUUUGGUUAAGUUUUUGUAUGUAAGCUGGUUUCUCAGCAACCACUUGUGGGAAUGGAUUGAAACUUCACACACUUAUUCACUGUGAUAAACUGACUUACACUGCACAGGUUCCAUAACUCUGUUUUGCUUUUUUACAAAAUUAUGCCCCUUUUUUGACUUAGAAAUUUUUGGUUAAGGUUUUGUAUGUAAGCUGGUAUCUCAGAAACCACUUGUGGGAAUGGAUUGAAACUUCACACACUUAUUUACUGUGAUAAACUGACUUACAUUGCACAGGUUCCAUAACUCUAUUUUGCUUUUUUACAAAAUUAUGCCCCUUUUUCGACUUAGAAUUUUUUGGUUAAGGUUUUGUAUGUAAGCUGGUAUCUCAGUACUCACUAAUGGGAAUGGAUUGAAACUUCACACACUUGUUCACUGUCAUGAUCUGACAUGCACAAAGCAGGUCCCAUAACUUUAUUUUGCUUUUUUACAAAAUUAUGCCCCUUUUUCAACAUAGAAAUUUUUGGUUAAGUUUUUGUAUGUAAGCUGGUAUCUCAAUAUCCACUAAUGGGAAAGGAUUGAAACUUCACACACUAGUUCACUGUCAUGAUAUGACAUGCAGUGCAAAGGGUCAAUAACUCAACUUUGCAUUUUACAAAAUUAUGCCCCUUUUUCAACUUGGGAGUUUUUGGGUUAAAUUCUUAUAUGUAAGUUGGUAUCUCAGUACCCACUAAUGGGAAUGGAUUGAAACUUCAUACACUUGUCCAUGAGCUGAUAAGCACUAUGCAGGUUCCAUAACCCUAUUUUACUUUUUUACUAAAUUAUGCCCCUUUUUCGACUUUCUUAUUCAUUCAAGCGACAAGGCUGUUAAAUAGUCGAGCGUUGCUGUCCUCCGACAGCUCUUGUUGUUAAAUGAAGGGCAUUUAGUCUUAGUAUUUGUCAGUGAUGCCCUAUGUUUUGUAGUUAUUACAAUUGUGUUGUGUUUGUUACAGUUUAUGAUAAUCAUGUUCCAAUUUAUUACAUUUUAUUCAGAUUUUAAUAAAGGAUUUAUUUAUCUA